Messenger RNA from Fundulus heteroclitus (mummichog), 3118 nucleotides. It is a transcript of the gene aars2, whose product is annotated as alanyl-tRNA synthetase 2, mitochondrial (putative). Gene Ontology annotation, molecular function: nucleic acid binding; alanine-tRNA ligase activity; aminoacyl-tRNA deacylase activity. Gene Ontology annotation, biological process: tRNA modification; alanyl-tRNA aminoacylation. The record is from RefSeq and is a predicted model, not a curated record. The transcript is spliced from 22 exons. NCBI's taxonomy places the organism in Eukaryota, Metazoa, Chordata, Actinopteri, Cyprinodontiformes, Fundulidae. Gene Ontology annotation, cellular component: cytoplasm; mitochondrion. The coding region runs from base 101 to 3025 and encodes 974 amino acids.
AAGAAUUGGGUCACAGUGCGCCUGCGCCUGGAAGCAGCCGGUAGUCCUUGAGGCUGAUCAUGAUCCUGGUCCGGUCUGGUUCGGUGUCGCUGUGAUCCAGAUGCUCCGGCUGCUGCUCCGGAGGUUCCGCCGGUCUUCGGCCGGCCCGGAGCGCUCCUUCAGCAGCCUCCCCGCCGCGCAGGUUCGCAGAACCUUCCUGGACUUCUUCCGGGACCAGCAUCAUCACCUGCUGGUUCCGUCCGCGCCGGUCCGACCCAGAGCGGACCCCAGCCUGCUGUUCGUGAACGCCGGCAUGAACCAGUUCAAGCCGGUCUUCCUGGGGACGGUGGACCCGCGCAGCCCCAUGGCGACGUUCCGCCGCGUGGCCAACAGCCAGAAGUGCGUGCGUGCCGGCGGUAAGCACAACGAUCUGGAGGACGUGGGGCGGGACGUGUUCCACCACACCUUCUUCGAGAUGCUGGGGAACUGGUCCUUCGGAGACUACUUCAAGGAAGAGGCGUGCCGGAUGGCGUGGAGCCUCCUCACCGAGCAUUAUGGGAUAGCGGCCGACAGACUGUACGUGUCGUACUUCGGUGGCGACGCCGCGUCGGGUCUGCUGGCUGACGAGGAAACCCGGAACAUCUGGCUGGACCUGGGGGUUCCUCGUCCUCGCGUGCUGCCGUUCGGUCUGAAGGACAACUUCUGGGAGAUGGGGGACACGGGCCCCUGUGGCCCCUGCACAGAGAUCCACUACGACCACCUGGGGGGGCGGGACGCCGCUGGACUCGUCAACGCAGGCAGUCCAGAUGUGGUGGAGAUCUGGAACCUGGUCUUCAUCCAGUACAACAGGGAGGCGGACCAGAACCUGCGGCUGCUGCCCCGGUUCUGCGUGGACACCGGGAUGGGUCUGGAGCGGCUGGUCAGGGUUCUGCAGGGCAAGCGGUCCAACUACGACACGGACCUGUUCACGCCGCUGCUGGACGCCAUCCACCAGCGGUCCGGGGCGGCGCCGUACGGCGGCAGGACGGGGUCGGCAGACGCGGGCCAGGUGGACCGGGCCUACCGGGUCGUGGCUGACCACGUGAGGACGCUGGCGGUCUGCAUCGCUGACGGGAUGCAUCCUGGGAUGUCUGGAGCCGAGUUGGUGCUGAGGAGGAUCCUGAGACGGGCGGUCCGGUUCUGCACUGAAGUUCUGAAGGCCCCACAGGGAGCGCUGGCCAGCCUGGUUCCCACCGUGGUUCAGAUCCUGGGUGACGUGUAUCCGGACCUGACCCGGGAGGCGGACCGGAUCAUUGACGUGAUCAACGAGAACGAGGCUCACUUCCUGUCGUCUCUGCAGCACGGCAGCCGGCUGAUCCAGCGCACCGUCAGCAGGAUGGAGGGCGCAGGAAGCCUCUUCCCUGCCUCGGUGGCCUGGUCUCUGCACCGGGACCUGGGAUUUCCUCUGGACCUGGUGGACCUGAUGCUGGAGGAGCGAGGAGUCCAGGUGGACCAUCAGGAGUUAGGCCGGCUGCUCUCACAGGACAACAAGGUGCUGUCGGAGCAGCAGGCAGGUGCGCGGCCCCGCCUCCAGCUGGACGUCCUGAGCCUGGCGGAGCUGCAGCGCCGCGGCGUUCCUCACACGGACGACGGCCUGAAGUACCGGUACCGGCUGGAGAACGGCAGAUACGAGUUCCCAGCAUGCCGAGCCACGGUUCUGGCCCUGUAUGACGGCCGGGCGCUGGUUCCGGAGGUCCGUGAGGGUCAGCGCUGUGGAGUGGUUCUGGACCAGACGUGCUUCUACUCCGAGCAGGGGGGGCAGUCUCAGGACCAGGGCUACCUGACACGGGCCGGGGUGCAGGAUGUUCUGUGUGCGGUGGAGGCGCUGACCCGGUCCGGAGGAUACGUGCUCCAUCAGGUGACCGCUGCCGACAGACUGAAGACCGGAGACCGGGUCCAGUUGCACCUCGACCAGGUCCAUCGGCUGUCCUGCAUGGCGAAGCACACAGCGACCCACAUUCUAAACUUCGCCCUGAGGAAGGUUCUGGCCCAGUCCUGCCCACAGAGAGGUUCUCACGUCUCGGCGGACCGCCUGCGCUUCGACUUCAGCGUGAAGGGUUCUCUCACCUGCUCCCAGCUGCAGCAGGUAGAAGACUGCGUUAACGACAUCAUCUCAGCCAAUCAGGUGGUCCACAGCUUGGAGGUUCCUCUGCAGAAAGCCAGAACCAUCCAAGGACUGAGGACCGUGGACGAGGUGUAUCCGGAUCCUGUCCGCGUGGUGUCGCUUGAUGUCCCCGUGUCUGAGCUGUUGGACCGUGGGACGGACAGCGAGACGUCUGUGGAACUCUGCUGCGGAACACACCUGCUGCGGACCGGCGCCAUUCAGGAUCUGGUGAUCGUCUCAGAGAAACAGCUGGUGAGAGGAAUCAGCCGGAUCAUCGCUGUGACUGGACAGGAUGCUGUACAGGCGAGGGCUGCGGGACGGGUUCUGUCGCAGGAAGUGGACUCUCUGUCAGCCAGGCUGUCAGGCUCCGCCCCCUCCAGCCUCGGCGCCGCCCACCAGCUCUCCAAGGAGGCCAGCGCCCUCUCUGACGCUGUGGACAACACCCCCGUCCCCCAGUGGCAGCGCAGAGAACUGCAGGUCCAACUCCGAGCCAUGCUGAGAGCCAUCAACACGGCCAUCAGGAAGCUGGAGAACCAACAGGCUGCACAGAGGGCAGCCGUGCUGCUGCAGAAGAACGGCGGGAAGGAGCUGCUGGUGGACUCCGUGGAGACGGACUCGGAGUCGGUUCUGAUGAAGACCGUCAACCAGCUGAGUUCUGCCGCCCCGCUCAGUCAUGUGAUGCUGCUUGCUCACCAGAAGGAUUCUGGGAAAAUUUUCUGUGCCUGUCAAGUUCCCAAGGAUUCGCCGGGCCUCGCCGCCGCAGACUGGGCGCUGGCUGUGUGCCGCCAUCUUGGGGGGAGCGCCGGGGGCUCGGCUCUGGUUGCCAAGGGAACGGGAAGCGGUGGUGACAUCACAGAGGCCCUGAGGUGGGCUGAAGACUUUGCUCGCCAGAAGACUGGAUGAUGUCGGCAAGGCUCCGCCCACAUGGAGCUGUGAUUGGAGCCAAUGAGGAAGUUAUGGAAGUUUUAUAAUAAAUAAAUAAUAAUAUAAUAAUAA